UCGCAUCUCGCAUCGCGCGGCUUGUCAAUUGGCGAACAUGGCGGGACGGGACAAAGGACGCGUUCGCACGCAGGGCAAGCGGAGGGAUCAGGAGGGACGCCAUAUUCAUUUGUCAACGGACGUCAAGGUGCUCUCGUGCGAGAGAAAUCGGGAACGAGCAGCCGCUUGGCGCCAGUCGCCGGAUAGAAGUUGGAAGUCUGAAGAUAUCGAGGACCUUCACCGGUUUGAAAGUACAAGAUUCUCGUCUCAUCUCGUUUGGUCCGUUCAGUCUCGUCUUCAUCAUGGAGAGCGACGCCGCUUCCGAGUUACGGGAGCGUAAACGCGAGGAAUACGAGAUGCAGCUGUUCGGCUUCCAUUCUCGAGUCGUAUACGCGACUAUCGAGAAUAUUGUGAUAGAAAGGAUACAGUCUAGGAGCAGAAAGUUGUGUGAAACAUUGGAAAAAAUGUGUAAGUCAGACUCCGAUAAUUUGGCCACGCUAAAGGCAAACGAGGAAAACCUUGUAAAGGCGUACCAUGCAGCUUCUGUGCCUCAUUUGAAAAACAUAGAGAAUAUUGUGAGAAAAUUCGUUGCUGUACCCGACAAUGUUCUGGCGAAUGAGGAUAAACUUCAAGAGGUACAAUACACAGAAGCGGAGUUUGAGAGCAUACGUGGAAAACUAGAAGAAUUCCAGCAGAGAGCAAGACGAGCGGCUGUGUUGAAUGCGACAUUGAAGGAGGAAUUACGGCUCAUAGAACAAUUUUCGAUUUGUGCGGAUAAUACCGAUAGGCUGAGUCAUAUAAUUGAAAGCGGCAUUGCAUGCCCAGAUAUCAGUGAUAAAAUUUAUGAAUUAGUCAAUUAUUAUGAACAAUUCAGGACGUACCUCGGUCGGGCACCUAUAUCGCAAAAGUCGCUCUACAAUAUGAAAGAUGAUACUAAAUAUAUAGACUGCGAUAUGGAUGCCAUAUAAUUGUAGAAAGGAAGAA
Trachymyrmex septentrionalis is the source of this 963-nucleotide messenger RNA. Its product is annotated as protein MIS12 homolog. Bases 282 to 947 code for a protein of 221 amino acids. NCBI's taxonomy places the organism in Eukaryota, Metazoa, Arthropoda, Insecta, Hymenoptera, Formicidae. The transcript is spliced from 4 exons. The record is from RefSeq and is a predicted model, not a curated record.